GCUAUUUCAUCAAUUUGCAAUUUGUAGCCUAGCCAGGUAACUUUAUGUGCUGUAGCUAGCUAGCUAUAGUUGUACUACUAUACUAUACUGGACUGUAGGCUAGAAUGUCUGACAAGGUGCAAAGGGAUCUAGAUUAUAACCUCUGGCCCUGGCGCCGGAGAUGGCCAGAAGCCUCUUCAAUGUCAAGUGAUGGAAAAUCUGUCACAGUGCUGAAUUCCCAACAUCGAGAAACAGUCAUGCCGUUUAUAUCAGACACAAAACAACAAAAGGGCAAGCUGAAUACACCAGUUGAUCCCCUCACACAGGAGUUAAGUUUCAUUUCGCCAUUCCCCGACUUCCCCGACUUCGAAAGCGGCGUGUUGUCUUCAUUUCAAACAGUCUUUUUUGAGGCGGCGUUUGAGGUGGCGUUUGAGGCCACUGCGUGGGCGUUGGAGGCAAAUGCGGAAGCAUUGGAGGCCACUGCGUGGGCGUGGGAGUUGGAGGCGAAGGCGUGGUUUGCGUUGGACGCGUUGGACGCGUUGAAAGCGUUGGACACAGUGGACACAUUGAACACAUUGGACAUGUUGAAAGCAUCGGACAGGUUGGACGCGUUGAAGGUGUUGGACGCGUUGAACGUGUUGGAGUUGGACUCGUUGGAACAGAGUAUAGACAGGAUAAAAGCUGAACUGGAAGCUAUACUGGAAGCUAUACUGGAAGCUAGACUGGAAGCUAGACUGGAAGCUAGACUGAAAAGAAUCCGAACUCUUCGCGUAUUUUGUUGGACACUUACUAAAAAAGUGUCCGCGUCAUUCUCACUGAAAGAGUUGAUCUCUCUCCUCAAGAGCCUUCGCUCGGGGUGGGGUCCUCCACUGGAAAUGGCCACAAGGAUGCUCAACUCCAAGUUCUGGGUAAUGGAGGCGGACGUCUGGGCUGACCUGCUCAUCGUCUGUUGCUGGGCCAACCCCACGAUCUACUGUAAAGAAUGCGGCAAAGACGUGGAAUCAGUCACCACCUCUUGCAAACAUGUUGUGUGUCCUGUUUGUGCUGUGGGGAAGGGAAAUGGUUCAAGCUGUCCCAAAUGUGGUGAAAUAUUUACUGUCUUGGUUUUCACGUCAGCUUUGCCAUCCACACAGGAAAAACCAAUAAGGAAGCGUCGUCUUGGUGAGCCACCAACAACUGCCACUAAGAGACCAUGUAUUGACUCAGGCACGUCAAUGGUUACGAGAUCAAGAAGCAAACCAGCCAAGCAAACAAAACAAGUGUCAGCCAUCCCCCUCACAACACCAGACCCUGCACCUCCAGCUUCGAAGGGAUCAUGCUCUCAUGAAGGUCAGUCUGAAUCGCUCACACCUGACAACCUUCAUAAGCUACUGGUUGACCUCCGCCCUGCCAUGAUCAAGUGGUACUACCUUGGCCUGGCUCUGGGCCUCCGUCAUCAUGACCUCGAUGCAAUUGAGAUCAAACGGAGAGGCGAUAGUCUAGACUGUCUCAGGGAGAUGCUUAUCACGAGGUUAGAGCGAAAGCUGAGUAAAGAGGAGCUUAUUCAAUCCUUGCAAGAAGAGACGGUGGGAUUUUCCGAACUAGCACAGACGUUAAAGACUCAAAACAGUGGUGAUCCCAAACUAACAGUGAAAUUUGACACGGAACUUUAUGGACCAUAGCUCUGGUAGAGCAUAAUAGGUGUGACGUGGCUUAGUGUGAUGGCUUAGUAAAUUCCCUAAAUUUUGAAUACAUCAUUAUACUCCUUC
This is a messenger RNA of Halichondria panicea, 1727 nucleotides long. RefSeq lists its product as uncharacterized. Bases 105 to 1640 code for a protein of 511 amino acids. The record is from RefSeq and is a predicted model, not a curated record. The transcript is spliced from 7 exons. Lineage: Eukaryota; Metazoa; Porifera; Demospongiae; Suberitida; Halichondriidae.